This is a messenger RNA of Glycine soja, 2215 nucleotides long. RefSeq names its product protein IQ-DOMAIN 14-like. Lineage: Eukaryota; Viridiplantae; Streptophyta; Magnoliopsida; Fabales; Fabaceae. Gene Ontology annotation, molecular function: protein binding. The transcript has 4 exons. The record is from RefSeq and is a predicted model, not a curated record. The coding region runs from base 654 to 1970 and encodes 438 amino acids.
AGUAAAACGAAACAAUGAAAGAGAAAAAAGGGUGAAAUAAAGAAAGAGCAAAGGGUUGCAGAGAACAGCAUAGGUAGCUGUUGGGUGAGGAAAAGAACAACAUUAAUUGAACUAAAAGCUAUCUUUUUAUUGGCUCAGCUUCAACAGGGCUUCGUGCAUUAUUAUUCGGUUUCUUUUUACGAGUGAAGAACAUGGCCUAUUGAAAGCUGAGAAAAAUAUAGAAUGACACUGGUUUCAUUCAUUGGCUAGGAGUUAAACUAAGAAGCCAGCAAAGGAGGGUAAAACAGUUGCAGAGCGCAGAGGAAGUUAGGGAAUGCCUUCACGAGACACGAGUGUGUCAGAUGUUUUGGGACACUGAGGUAUCUUUCUUUUUGAGGAUACGUCGCUCCAGAGGACAGAUGAAGAUAGAGAUUUCACUAUGGGGCUCUUCUCUUCUCAUCUCUUUCUCCCACUUUUGAAUUUGAUUCUACCAAGAUGCAUGUUUUUUGUCAUGUAAUGCAGAUUUCCACUAGGCGCUUUUCUUGUGUCUUGAAAAACUGUGUCUGUGACUGGGUUUUUCUUCGGUAGGCUUCACUUCUUCAACGUUCCCACUUGCACUAAUAUUAUUCAAAGACCCAAGUAGUAGUAGCAUUUGCAUUUCCCUCACGCACCCAAUGGGUAGAGCCAUCAGGUGGUUGAAGGGGUUGUUUGGGAUAAGGACAGACAGAGAGCGCAAAGAAAAUUCAAAUCACUCAGACAGAGAUUCCCGAGGUCUAUGUCAUAAUCCAACCACCAUUCCACCCAAUAUUUCACCUGCAGAGGCCGCUUGGCUUCAAUCCUUCUACUCAGAAACUGAGAAGGAGCAGAAUAAGCAUGCUAUUGCAGUUGCUGCAGCCACUGCAGCAGCCGCAGAUGCCGCAGUGGCUGCAGCACAGGCCGCCGUGGCAGUGGUUAGACUAACCAGCCACGGCAACAGCAGAGACACCACGUUUGGUGGUGCUGGACAAGAAAGGUUGGCUGUUGUCAAGAUUCAAACCGUGUUUAGAGGAUAUUUGGCAAGGAAGGCAUUGAGAGCCUUAAAAGGAUUGGUCAAGUUACAAGCACUUGUGAGAGGGUACUUAGUGCGGAAGCAGGCAGCAGCAACCCUGCAUAGUAUGCAGGCUCUAAUUAGAGCUCAAGCAACAGUAAGGUCUAAGAAAUCUCGCAAUGAAGCUCAUAGGUUUCAAACACAAGCGCGAAGAUCCAUGGAGAGAUUUGAUGACAUAAAGAGUGUGUACAUAGCUCCCAUCCAAAGCAGAAGGCUAUCAUCUUCUUUUGAUGCCACAAUGAACAAUGCAAACAGUGUUGAUGGGAGCCCCAAAAUAGUGGAAGUGGACACUGGCAGUGGCAGGCCAAAGUCAAGGUCUCGCAGGAGCAACACCUCAAUGUCAGAUUUUGGUGAUGACCCAUCAUCAUUCCAGGCACUUCCUUCUCCUCUCCCAUUUGCUCAUUUGUCCAUACCAAACCUCAGGAAUUACCACAACUCAGAGUGGGGCUUAACAGGAGAAGAGUGCAGAUUCUCCACAGCACAAAGCACUCCACGCUUCACCACCAACUCUUGUAGUUGUGGAGGAUCUGUUGUUGUUGCUGCACCUACGAAUAUGAGUAUGAGUAUGACACCUAAAAGUGUUUGCACCGAGAACAACUUCUUCUAUGGGCAGUAUCAUGACAAUUUUCCAAACUACAUGGCCAGCACUCAGUCUUUCAAGGCCAAACUGAGGUCUCAUAGUGCUCCAAAGCAACGCCCCGAUCCAGCUGGGCCAAAGAAGAGGCUUACCCUCAACGAGAUGAUGGAGUCUAGGUGUAGUUUAAGUGGGACUAGAAUGCAAAGGUCUUGCUCUCAGAUUCAAGAAGCUAUCAGUUUUAAGAAUGCUGUCAUGAGUAAGCUUCAGAAGUCUGCAGAAAUUGGAAGGGACACAGAAUUGAACUUUUCCAACCAAAGGAGGUGGUGAUUGGUGAAACUUAGUGAUAGAGUUAGCUUUCUUUUCACAUUGUUAGUAAUAGUUGUGUUCUGUGUGUUUCUGCGCCCCAUGAUUGGCAAUUUCAGAACAUAUGGUGGGUAGGAAACAGGGGAGUCAAGACAAAAUAGAAGGAGAACAAUUAGAAGGUCCCCAAUGUAAUUUGCUUAUGGAAUUAUCUUCAUAUAUUGUCAUUAUAAUCAAAUGCUACAGCAAUUAAUUUUCAUCUUCAUAGUUGA